CAAAUAUAUACAGAAAAACUCUGUAAAAAAGAUCUCGGCUCUGGCAUUUUGCUGCACUUAUUGCAUAUUUUAAAUAAAAAAAAUGGUGUUUGUUGAAAGAGUCAUUCCAUUGAAUACUGCAGCAAAAAAAAAACAUAAUUGUGUGUCGCCGCUUAGAGCAAUGUGAUGAUAUAAAUGACCUACGCACAAAACUGGAGAAUGAUUUGACAACAUCUGUAGAUGAACGACAUUUAAAACAAAAUAUCGUUUAUGGUUUGCGUAAAAUUGGCCACAGGUAUUGGUCACGGGCAACCGUUAAGUUUAUUCGAAAAGAUGACCAUGUCCCGGUAUUACAAAAAUUAGAUGAGAAUGGAACCAUUGACUUUGAUCCAACCAAAAUGCAAGUGCGUAAAAUUCAAAACGAUGCCUUGAAAAACCAAGAAUUGGGUCUAUUGUUGUUUAUAUACGCCGUUGGCGUGUAUGAUUUUGAUAGCGAGUUUACUUUAAUUUUUGAAGAAAUGCUCAAAAAUAAAAAUGUUACUGCCGUUUUCAAUCUAUUGGAGGCUAAACCGAAUAAAAUACACGAAUGUUAUAUCGGUGAUUUUUUGUGUGAAUUCAGAGGAAAAUUUUUAUCGUUUCGAGAAAUUUUAAUUAGUCAAAAAAUCACAUACCCUUCACGUGUACAAGAGAACUUGAACCAGAAAAUUUUCCAAUCCCGUGCCGAAAUUUUAGCAGGUCGGAAUGAAGUAAAUUCAAUUUUGACAGCACACAAUAAGAGCAAAGUGACUGAACCAAACGUGCCAAACGAGCCGUAUGAACCUAUCUACAUACUUGGUGGUCGAUUUCACAUUCUAGAAAUCGUUGGCGAAGGAUCAUAUGGUAUUGUUGCAAAGGGCCGAGAUCAAAAAACGGAAGAAAUUAUUGCCAUUAAAAUGUUCAAACAUAGUUUAUUUGGAUUUGAUUCGAAGAAAACGGAAAAUCUAAACGAGGCUAAACUUCUUCAAAGCAUCAAUCACACUAAUGUCAUAGAAUUGAUUGACGUUAUUGAUGACAUCGAUGGAUUAUGUUUAAUUUUCCCGUUCGUUGGACAAGUAAAAAUUUGUGAUCUCGGUUUAUCGGUUGAAUUUGCCUCAAAUGAAUAUUUUAUGGAAAUAUGUGGUACGCGCUCAUAUAUGGCACCUGAAAUUUUUCUCAAAUAUGGAUAUAAUCAUAUGAUAGACAUAUGGGCCACCGGUUGUAUCGUAGCUGAAAUGAAAUUAAAAGACAUUUUCAUUCCACGCGCCAUUUCUAAUAAAGAGCAGCUCAUUAAUAUUUUCAAAGUACUUGGAACACCGACUGAGUCAGAAUGGUCUGCUUACAACUGGUCAUGGCGGUUUGGCCAAUACAAAGGAAAACAAUUGGAAAAUAAGUUUGACAUUGAACUUUUGGAUUUUCUCAACAGUAUGAUUCGUUACAAUCCAUCUAAACGUUCUACGGCUGGGGAUCUUCUGAAACAUCAAUUUAUUGUUCGACUUUGAGUUUAUACUAAACUAAAAUGGAUGGAAUUUAUUCUAAAAAUUAUUAAUUUUCACUAAGAACUUAUAUUUUGAGAUAGAAAUGAUUUAAUUAAAAAAAUGUAAAUGUAUCGAAUUCGGUUUAC
Messenger RNA from Contarinia nasturtii (swede midge), 1618 nucleotides. RefSeq names its product cyclin-dependent kinase 5 homolog. Lineage: Eukaryota; Metazoa; Arthropoda; Insecta; Diptera; Cecidomyiidae. Gene Ontology annotation, biological process: protein phosphorylation; intracellular signal transduction. The transcript is spliced from 3 exons. Gene Ontology annotation, cellular component: nucleus; cytoplasm. The record is from RefSeq and is a predicted model, not a curated record. Bases 378 to 1496 code for a protein of 372 amino acids. Gene Ontology annotation, molecular function: ATP binding; protein serine/threonine kinase activity.